Messenger RNA from Oncorhynchus mykiss (rainbow trout), 444 nucleotides. Lineage: Eukaryota; Metazoa; Chordata; Actinopteri; Salmoniformes; Salmonidae. The record is from RefSeq and is a predicted model, not a curated record.
ACGACAACCACAACUGUACCUCCCACGACAACCACAACUGUACCUCCCACGACAACCACAACUGUACCUCCCACGACAACCACAACUGUACCUCCCACGACAACUGUACCUCCUACGACAACCACAACUGUACCUCCUACGACAACCACAACUGUACCUCACACGACAACCACAACUGUACCUCCUACGACAACCACAACUGUACCUCCUACGACAACCACAACUGUACCUCCUACGACAACCACAACUGUACCUCCCACGACCACAACGGUACCUCCCACGACAACCACAACGGUACCUCCCACGACAACCACAACUGUAGCUGCUACGACCCCCACAACAACUGUAGCUCCUACGACAACAACUGUAGCUCCUACGACCCCCACAACUGCAGCACUUACAACGACAACUACAUCCGAAACUGCUACGACAACCACGACUUCA